UUUUUUCUGAUGUCCGCCGAAUUAUUCAAUCUAAGAAAGAAUGCUUUGAUGAGACCUUAGUUCAACAGAUCUUAAGGAACUGUUUGCUUGCUAAUAACUGUCAGACAAGGUAGUCAAAGCCAUUGGAUUAUUGAACAAUCUGAUGUUUAUUCAGAGCGGCUCAUAUCUUUAUAAAGGUAUUUGGCGAGUUGGACUAUUAGAUCUUGAUUUUGCCCCAUUGUUGUCAUAAUCUGAGGUUGUGUUAUUGCUGAUUGUUGACUAUUGCUUUCCUCAGUAAAUUUAACUGCAUUGUGUGCUCUAGCUGCGUCGUCGGCUUCCUUUUUGUUUUUUUCAUCAUUCCUCAGGCUAAACUGCAUGCUUCCCUAGUUCUCAAUAAUACCUGGCUAGACGCGAUUCGCUACAAGAUCAAUGGGGAUACUUGAUAAAAUCGCUGAUAUUGAGAAUGAAAUCGCAAGGACGCAGAAAAAUAAAGGUUCUUAUUGCCUUAUGUUGUAUUAACAUUCUUAAAAAGCGACGGAGUAUCAUCUCGGUUUAUUGAAAGCUAAGCUCGCCAAGUACCGUUCUCAACUACUGGAGACACAAAAUAAAGCUACUAAAGGUGAAGGAUUUGAUGUUAUGAAAUCGGGCGACGCUCGGGUAUCACUAAUUGGCUUUCCGUCCGUCGGAAAGUCCACGCUCCUAAAUUCUUUAACUUCUACACACAGUGAAUGUGCAUCAUAUGAGUUCACGACUUUGACAUGUAUACCGGGUGUAAUUGAGUAUAAAGGCGCUAAUAUCCAGUUAUUGGAUCUUCCAGGGAUAAUAGAAGGGGCAUCACAAGGAAAAGGGCGGGGGCGCCAGGUGAUUGCUGUUGCCCGAACGGCUGACCUCGUACUUAUGAUGCUUGAUGCCACCAAGCCGGAUGUCCACCGAAAGUUACUUGAAAAUGAACUAGAAGCUGUGGGUAUUCGAUUAAAUAAAAACAAACCAAAUAUUUAUUUCAAGCAAAAGAAGACUGGUGGAUUAAAAAUCACAUCAAUGGUUCCCUUAACAAAGAUAAACGAGAAAAUGACUCAAAUGAUACUACAGGAAUAUAAAAUAUUUAAUGCGGAAGUCAUCUUUCGAGAAGAUUCUACACCGGAUGAAUUUAUUGAUGUAGUAGUUGGUGGUCGAGUAUAUCUGGCUUGUCUUUAUGUGUAUAAUAAAAUUGAUCAAAUAUCACUUCAAGAAGUUGACAGAUUAGCAAGACAGCCUCAUUCAGUUGUUGUUAGUUGCAAUCUAAAGCUGAAUUUGGAUUACUUGCUCGAAAAACUUUGGGACUAUUUAAAUUUAAUUCAAGUAUUCACUAAAAAACGUGGACAAAAACCAGAUCUUGAUGAAGGAAUUAUUUUACGAAACGGUUCAACAGUUGAGCACAUUUGCCAUUCAAUUCACAGAUCUUUAGCAUCACAGUGUAAAUGUGCUCUUGUGUGGGGGACAAGUGUUAAAUUCAGUCCACAACAUGUUGGACUGAAUCACGUCUUACAUCAUCACGAUGUUGUGCAAAUUGUAAAGAAAUAAUGAUUCAGUGGAUUAAUAUUUCAGUAUGUUAUUGCAAAUUGAAUUCUCCAUGUCUUUCUUUAUUGAUGAAUAUAUUGAAUUUUUGGAUGCUAUGUAGUUUUACUGUUAUCAUAAGAGGGGGACACUUUGGAUAGACUACAUUGAUUUAUUUCUGUAUUGAAUAAAUCUUACUAGUUACAUUGUAGUUCAUAAAUUCGAAUAUCCCUCUGUUUAUAAUCGUUUAAG
This is a messenger RNA of Schistosoma spindalis, 1764 nucleotides long. NCBI's taxonomy places the organism in Eukaryota, Metazoa, Platyhelminthes, Trematoda, Strigeidida, Schistosomatidae. The record is from the annotation of a GenBank genome assembly.